Messenger RNA from Pediculus humanus corporis (human body louse), 3054 nucleotides. RefSeq lists its product as uncharacterized. Gene Ontology annotation, biological process: protein secretion. NCBI's taxonomy places the organism in Eukaryota, Metazoa, Arthropoda, Insecta, Psocodea, Pediculidae. The coding region runs from base 1 to 3054 and encodes 1017 amino acids. The transcript has 5 exons. The record is from RefSeq and is a predicted model, not a curated record.
AUGAAUUUGCCAAAAUACCACGAUGUCAUUAAUUUAUUAUUAAAAAAAAAUGUAGAAGAAGCCAUUGAAGUUUUGGCAGAUAUAAAUGAACUUCACCCUCAACUGGAAAAUACUAAUAAAAUCACAUGCAAAUUUGUUUUAAUAAGUUUGCAUGCAUUAAAGAAACUUUCAGAAUAUUGUAAUUACGACUCACCUUCUAAUUUAUUAAGUAUUCAACAACAACAAAAAAUUAAAAUUUUACUACAGAUGGUAUUUUCUUUAGGAUUAACUCCUUUUUUACUUAAAGGUGUAAAUACUCCUUUAAAAAAUAAAACAUUUCAACUUCGUUUGCUAAAUCUCGAGGAAUUGUCUUUAAUAGAGUCUUAUGAAUUGAUGACAGAAGUAGUCAGGUCACUUAUUCACAUACUUUCAACUCCAUGUUUAAGAGCUUUAAUUCUUGGACAUUUGGGAGAUCUAAUGUCUGCUUUACUUCAAGUUAACUAUGCUGGAAAAUUAAAAAAACCGAUGGAAAAUUCAUUACCGGAGAACAACAGUGAAACGAGUAAAACAUUUGUUAUGACCGAAAAAUGGUAUGAGCGCUUAUUAAAAGACAGAAAUGAUUUUACAGUUAUGUAUCAUAAAUUAGUUGAUAAUAUUUACAAACCUUUAGUUAUAAAAGAGUUGCUAAUAUUAUUAUCUCCUACGAAAAGCAUUGAAAACGAUGAAGUGAUUCUUCCACCACCAUGGCUAAGAAAUGCUGUAUCAAAAAAAUUAACAGAAUAUUUAGUUAGUUCCGGUGGAGUUUUUCUUGUUAUGAGGGCUAUGUGCGAAUCUACAUCGGAUAAUAUUAAUUGGAAAAAAGUGGAAAUUUUAGCAAAGUUGAUAUCAACUGUUCACGAUAAUUAUUCUGAAGAAAAAUAUUAUUCUACUGUCGGUCCUCAAAUAAUAUCGUUAUUAGGCACUACUGGUGCAUAUUGUAUUCCGGUUGCAAAAUAUUGUAUAAAAAAUAUUUAUCAGCACAAUGCAGACAUAGCAAACAAAUACAUUUUUGACAGACUAUUUGAAAUGUUUAUCAUAUGUUCCAAACCGGUUUCAGAAAAUUUUAGCGGAACAUUAGUCAGUGAGGAUUCAUCAUCUAGAUGUAUCGAGUAUUUAACAAAAUGUUUUUCUCCUGGAGUAACUGAAUCAUCAGUUCCUAUGUCAAUAUUGACCAGAAUAAUUAAAAUUAUGUACAAAUUAUAUAUGAAAAUAUCGAAAAGUGCUUACCAUCAUAAAUCUGCUAUACAAGAUUUAUUAAUUGAAUUUUUGAAUUCUGAAAAAGAUUUAACAAAAUUAAAAGCAAUUUAUGAUUCUCUUAUUUUUGGAGAACCUCACAAAGACAUGCUCGAAAUGAACAGAGAUUUGGAAUUUCAAUUUGGACCCAUGGGAGGCAUUCAAGUUGGUAAAAUUCAAAAUGAAGAAAUAUCGAAUAGUGUUUCAGGUUUAGAAAUACAAUUAGAAUUCGAAGCUGCUGGCGAUUACAUUUUAGACUUAUUAAGUAGUCGAUCUGACGUGUCGAGAAGUUUAUUGACAAAUUUAUUUACAUUACUUUUAUCUGCUUUAACAAAUUUUUAUGAUUCUAAAAUUGACAUGCCAUGUGAUUUGAAUCAUGAUUUUUUAAGCGUUGAUGAAUUGUUAGUUUUUUUAGUUAAAGUCGCUCAAAAAAAAAUUAUAACCGUCAAAUUAUUAGCAGUAUUAGCUGAAAACGUGCAAGUUAUGGAAUCGAUUCAAGAAAAACCGGAAACGGUUUUUAAUUUUGUUAAAAAUUUACUGGAAGUAAAAGCCAAAGACAUCGUGAGGGAAAACGAAAUGCUCGCGAUAAAAAAAGAUGAAUGCGAUGAUGAGGAUCCUUCAAAGGAAAAUGUGGAAGAUAUUUUCGUCGCUUUGGCAGUUAUAGACAUAAUGACGGUAAAUGUAAAAACUAAUUCUGAUCGUUGGGACAAGUGUAAGAGUUUUUUGAAUCCAUUAGAAAUAAUAAAAACUAAUUGCAAAGAUGUACAAGUUCAGUACCUGGCCGAUAUAUUAUAUAAUCGUAUAUGCACUCACGGAGCCGUUUCAGGUUCGAAAAAACCACAAAUUCGACCGUUCAAAGAUGGGAAAAAAAUGAAAAUGACGAAUGGGAAAAAAAAUUCGAAAAGUACCAACGUGUUCGUGAAUGGGAAUGAAGAAAAAUCAAAUACCAAAGAAGAAGAACGGGAAAAAAAGGAUAGGAAACUCAUUGUGGAAAUGGAUGCGCCCACGGAAGAUGAGUGCGAAUUUAAUAAAAUAUACGAAGACAUUCGUUCCGUUGAUGUUCCCACACGUGGUCACGCGAUACUCGAGCUUAAUAAAUUAAUUAAAAAUAGAAAUCCGCACGUUUUAUCGAAGAAAGAAUAUAUUUUUUCGGUAUUGAAGUGUAAUUUGAAACACGAGGACACUUACAUAUAUUUAUCGGCCAUUAACGCUUUGGAAACAUUGGGAUACGUUCAAAAACCUGGGGAAAUAUUCGAAAUACUCUGUGAGGAAUACACCGUGUACAAAAAAGAUUCUAGCGAAGUUCAAUUGAAAAUAGGAGAAGUUUUAAUGAGGUUGACACGAGGACUCGGAGAAGUAGGACCGAAAUACAAGGAUUUAUUGAUCAAUACAUUUUUAUUCGGUACAAAAAGUCCGGACGAAAUUUUGAGAGCUUCUAGUCUAUCUAAUCUCGGAGAACUUUUAAAAAUAAUGGGCUAUUGCGUCAGUAGCGUGAUACAAGAAGUUUUCAUGUGCACGAAAUGCAUAGCCAGCACAGACAAAUCAGACACGGUUAGAAGAGCGGCUGUUAUGGUCAUAGAAUUUUUACUGCAAGGAGUUACGGGAAAUUCAUUUAUGGUUCUCGAAGGCGUUAUCCGAGAUUUGUACAGGACUCUUCUUCACAUAUACAAAACGGAUAAGGAUGACGUAACGAAAUUACACGCGGAACUCGCAUUGGCCGAAAUCAAUCGUCUCGUCAAUUUAUCCGUAAAUAGAGAAUUGAAAUUAGAAAAACAAAUCGGAAUAUUAAAUCUCAAUUCCUAG